GAAACGGAUAGUUGGAGCACCAUACUAAAAAAUUAUCAUCAGUGCCUAAAUAUAUUGGAGGGGAUAUCACAUUCAUUAAACCUGACAACUAGGCAUUACUGGAAAGGGGAGUAUCUAGAUUAAUUUGCAUAUUUUUCUUGUCCCUUAAUCGCUGCAUUUCACUGGCUAAGCGGGGAACUUGCCAAUAAUGUGUGAAUGGUUUUAAUACUCAAUCAGCUGUUGAUGCAUUUUUUCCAAUACUUAACCUCUCUUCUGCCAAUGAACUUGUAAGAAACAUUCUCAUUUUGGCAGCAUGUUUUUCAAAUGGCUAAUCAUCUGACAAUAAGAACUUUUGGAGGGUAGGGAGCAAUAUUUUAGGUGUUUAGCCAAUAUGGUUAUUAUAAAAUAACUCUGAUUUUACAGACAACAUCAUUCUUCUUUCCGCAGGCACACGCAUUUUAUGGUUUUCAAAUUACAAUGGAAAGUAUUCACUCCGAGAUGUACAGCUUGCUUCUGGAGACUUGUAUCAAGGACUCAAGGCAGAAAAAUAAGCUUUUUAAUGCAAUUGAAAGCAUUCCUUGCGUCUCACGGAAGGCCAAGUGGGCCUUGAAUUUGAUACAGAGUUCCAGCUCAUUUGCUGAGAGGCUUGUAGCCAUUGCCUGUGUGGAAGGAAUUUUCUUUUCGGGAAGCUUUUGUGCCAUUUUUUGGUUGAAAAAGAGUGGUUUGAUGCCGGGAUUGACUUUUUCAAAUGAGCUCAUUUCAAGGGAUGAGGGUCUCCACUCUGACUUUGCUUGCCUUCUUUAUAGUUUUCUGAGAAAGCAAUUGACUAGGCAAAAAGUUCAUCAGAUUGUGCAUGAAGCUGUUGAAAUUGAGACUGAAUUCGUCUGUGAUGCCCUUCCGUGUGCAUUGAUUGGCAUGAAUGCAGAACUAAUGAGUUACAUUAGGGUACGACAAGAAGUAUAAUGUUGAGAACCCCUUUGAUUGGAUGGAAUUUAUUUCACUUCAGGACAAAGCCAACUUCUUUGAGAGGAGUAGGUGACUAUCAGAAGGCUUUUGUGAUGUCAAGCUUGCAAGACAAUGGCAAGAAUUUUGAGUUCAAACUAGCUGAGGACCUAGAGCUUUUUCCUUUUCCCUUUUUGUCUCCUCAGUAAGAGGCUUUACUUCCUCUAGCAUCACCUUGAUGCUGAAAGAUGUCAUCUUUUUGUAGUACCAUUCAUUAAAGAUCAUAUCCUUUAUAGUAAAUACCUUUUUAGAAGGGCAUUUGAUUGCCUUAUGUGAAGAAAAAGUAAGUGUAUUUGUCAAACAUGAUAAUUUUGGUAGUUAUGAUUGUUGGUUGGACUUUGGAGACUAUGUGAAACUCUUUGGCCAACCAUUUGUUGACUAGUAAGGGCAAAGAUAGUGAAAAUUGGUUCUUGAAUUCAUCUUCUUAGGUGGAUUGGCUUAAUCAUCAUUUGGUUUCCACUUCAUGCCCACUUUUACUUGUUGCUUUUUAUCUAUUUCAUCAUAAAUAUUCUUCAGACAAGAUAUGGACCA
This is a messenger RNA of Nicotiana tabacum (common tobacco), 1512 nucleotides long. The record is from RefSeq and is a predicted model, not a curated record. NCBI's taxonomy places the organism in Eukaryota, Viridiplantae, Streptophyta, Magnoliopsida, Solanales, Solanaceae.